Messenger RNA from Angiostrongylus costaricensis, 348 nucleotides. The record is from the annotation of a GenBank genome assembly. Lineage: Eukaryota; Metazoa; Nematoda; Chromadorea; Rhabditida; Metastrongylidae.
AUGGUCCAUGCUUGUUGUUCGUCUCGACGUUGCGUCUUCGCCUUCGUGUCGAGCCAGAUCUUCCUCAGUGAGCCAUCUUCUCGAAUCUCGAUUCGAGAAGAUCCACCCGAGGUUCUGAGUUUUGUUCGUAUUUCAGCACCUUUGUGGUUCAACCUUGAUAAGUUAAAAUCUGAAGCAAUUCACAAUUUGAUGCGGAAAUAUUUCGAGAAUCGAGAUUCGAGAAGAUGGCUCACUGAGGAAGAUCUGGCUCGACACGAAGGCGAAGACGCAACGUCGAGACGAACAACAAGCAUGGACCAUCGACUCGGAUCACCGGCUCUGAGGAAGACGAAGACGUCGAAACGUUAG